Messenger RNA from Carlito syrichta (Philippine tarsier), 1599 nucleotides. RefSeq names its product heparanase (gene HPSE). Gene Ontology annotation, molecular function: hydrolase activity, acting on glycosyl bonds. The coding region runs from base 1 to 1569 and encodes 522 amino acids. Gene Ontology annotation, cellular component: membrane; extracellular matrix. The record is from RefSeq and is a predicted model, not a curated record. The transcript is spliced from 12 exons. Lineage: Eukaryota; Metazoa; Chordata; Mammalia; Primates; Tarsiidae.
AUGUCGCAACCAGCAGACAGAUGGGAAUCUCACCAUUAUCUCCCCGCGGUCAAGGCCCUGCCGCUGCCCUUCCUGAGCACACUAUCAACUGCCAUGGCUGACUUCGUGGCGGCCUAUGGGGUAGAGAUUGACAGCCCUCCCUUGUUCGACUCCACCUCAGCAAAUUCUCCAAAGCUUCGUACCUUGGCCAGAGGCUUGUCUCCUGCGUACUUGAGAUUCGGUGGCACCAAGACAGACUUCCUGAUUUUCAAUCCUAAGAAGGAACCCACCUUGGAAGAGAGAAGUUACUGGCAAUCUCAAGACAACAACAAUAUUUGCAAAUCUGGAUCCAUCCCUCCUGGUGUAGAGAAGAGGUUACAAUUGGAAUGGCCCAUCCAGGAGCAGUUGCUACUCAGAGAACAAUAUGAGAAGAAGUUCAAGAACAGCACUUAUUCAAGAAGCUCAGUAGAUAUGCUAUAUGCUUUUGCGAAUUGCUCAGGACUGAACUUGAUCUUCGGCCUCAAUGCACUCCUGAGAACAGCAGAUUUGCAGUGGAACAGUUCCAAUGCCCACCUGUUGCUGGACUACUGCUCUUCCCAGAGGUACAACAUUUCCUGGGAAUUAGGCAAUGAACCUAACAGUUUCCAUAAGAAGGCUGGCGUUUUCAUCGAUGGAUUGCAGUUAGGAAAAGAUUUUAUUCAGUUGCAUAAACUUCUAAGAAAGUCCACUUUCAAAAAUGCAAAACUCUAUGGUCCUGACGUUGGUCAGCCUCGAAGAAGGACUGUCAAGAUGCUGAAGAGUUUCCUGGAGACUGGGGGAGAAGUGAUUGAUUCAGUUACAUGGCACCACUACUAUUUGAAUGGACGAAUUGCUACCAAAGAAGAUUUUCUAAACCCUGAUGUGUUGGACACUUUUAUUUUAUCUGUGCAAAAAGUUUUCCAGGUGGUUGAGAAGACCAGGCCCGGCAAGAAGGUGUGGUUAGGAGAAACAAGCUCUGCGUAUGGAGGCGGAGCACCCUUGCUGUCUGACACCUUUGCUGCCGGCUUUAUGUGGCUGGAUAAGCUGGGCCUGUCAGCCAGAAUGGGCAUCCAGGUGGUGAUGAGGCAAGUGUUCUUUGGUGCCGGAAAAUACCACUUAGUAGAUGAAAACUUCGAGCCUUUGCCUGAUUAUUGGCUGUCUCUUCUGUUCAAGACAUUGGUGGGCAGCAGCGUGUUCACGGCAAGUGUGAAAGGCCCAGACACAAGGAAACUUCGAGUAUACCUUCACUGCACAAACAUCAACAACCCAAGUUAUAAAGAAGGAGAUUUAACGCUGUAUGCCAUAAACCUCUACAAUGUCACCCAGCACUUGCAGCUACCCCGCUAUUUAUUUAACAAGCAAGUGGAUAAAUACCUUUUAAAGCCUUCAGGACCUGAUGGAUUACUUUCCAAGUCUGUAGAACUCAACGGCCAAGCUCUGAAGAUGGUGGAUGACUACACGCUGCCAACUCUCACGGAAAAGCCUCUCCGCCCAGGAAGCUCACUGGGCUUGCCAGCAUUCUCUUAUGGGUUUUUUGUGAUAAAAAAUGCCAAAGUUGCUGCUUGCAUCUGAAAAUGAAAGGUAUGCAUUAUCCCUGAGACU